This is a messenger RNA of Fragaria vesca subsp. vesca, 1513 nucleotides long. RefSeq lists its product as uncharacterized. Gene Ontology annotation, molecular function: DNA binding; DNA-binding transcription factor activity. The record is from RefSeq and is a predicted model, not a curated record. NCBI's taxonomy places the organism in Eukaryota, Viridiplantae, Streptophyta, Magnoliopsida, Rosales, Rosaceae. Bases 75 to 1178 code for a protein of 367 amino acids. The transcript is spliced from 5 exons. Gene Ontology annotation, biological process: regulation of DNA-templated transcription.
UCUCUCCGCUCCUUAUCAGGUUCUAUCUGACCCCCAAAACACAGAGACAGAAGAACCAAACACAAACCAAAGUCAUGGAGCUCAGCUUAGAUUCCAACGUCGUCUUCGUCCCCAAGACCAUCUCCGAAUUUCUCUUCCAACUCUCCGCCGUCAAAGACGGCGCUGACAGGUCGUCAAAGCUUGCAGAAUACAGGAAGAGACUCGAAGAUGAAAUGAGGAAGAUCGAGGUUUUCAAAAGGGAGCUUCCUCUUUGUAUGGUCAUUUUGAAGGAUGCGAUUGAGAGAUUGAAAGAGGAAGUAAUGCAGUGCGGGGAAGUGGAAGAUCGGACGGUGGUGGUUGAGGAGUUCAUACCGAUGAAGAAGAAGAAGGAUGAGAAUGAAGGGGUAGUUUCGGAAAAGGAGAAUAGUGAUAUGAAGAGCUGGAUGAGCUCUGUUCAGCUCUGGAGUACUAACGUUGAUCACAGCAAAUCAGAGCUCAAUCUGAGAAAUGAGGAAGAUGAUCGGUCUGUGCCGGAGAAUCCGAUUGAGAUGAGUAAGAAGAGAAGCAGGGGAGGGGCAUUUGUGCCAUUCAAGGGAAACUAUGUGAAGGAAGGCAACGAGGUUUCAGAGGUGCCAAGCCUUUCUUUGAUGACUCCAAUGUGUGAAGUUGGUGGGUCUAACAAUGGAAACUCUAAGAGCAGCGCUAGAGGAGGGUCUGGUCUAUCUUUGGUGAAGUUACAGAUUGAGGCUCAGCAGCUGUCACAGCAACAAUGCUUUAGGAAACAAAGGCGAUGCUGGUCACCGGAGCUUCAUCGUCGAUUUGUUGAUGCCCUUCAACAGCUUGGGGGAUCACAAGUAGCUACUCCUAAACAGAUAAGAGAGCUUAUGCAGGUAGAUGGUCUCACCAAUGACGAAGUGAAAAGCCAUUUGCAGAAAUACAGACUUCACGUCCGAAAGGUACCCGCUUCUUCUGCUGCUGAAGCCAACGGUUUAUGGAUGAACCAAGAUCACUGUGGAGACAAUUCCAAGGCAAAUACUUCACAGUCUCGUUCUCCACAGGGACCCCUCCCUCGUACGGAGUUUGCCAAAGGUGGUCAAUCUACAACCGGGGGCGACAGCACAGAAACAGAAGAAGAUGAUCAGAAAUCAGAUGGCUACAGUUGGAAAGGGGCACGCCACAACUCCAGUGGAGAUGUGUAGUCAUAUACUGAUCCCCCUGAAUUUUGCAGAUACAAAUAUAUACAUGGGGAUAUAUAUAUGUGUAGUCAUAAUUACAAUAAGCAGUGUUUUAACAAAGAGAGAGGGACUUGGAAGCUGAAGGUUUUUAGAGGAGGCACUAGCUACUUUAGAGAGAGGUGACAAGACGACAUUGUUAUGCUGCAAGUUUCUUUCCUCUGCUUCUUUUAUACAGGUUUAUGUAAUGACCACUUAUAACCUAUUGAUUGUAGGAAGUAACAUGACUGUAUCCCAACUUAAUAAUCACUUCAAUUGUUUCUUCUGGUUUUUCUCUGAUAUUAGUUAAUAGUUUAUGCUCC